Messenger RNA from Saccharomycopsis crataegensis, 1155 nucleotides. RefSeq lists its product as uncharacterized. Gene Ontology annotation, biological process: superoxide metabolic process. The record is from RefSeq and is a predicted model, not a curated record. Gene Ontology annotation, molecular function: copper ion binding. Bases 1 to 1155 code for a protein of 384 amino acids. Gene Ontology annotation, cellular component: extracellular region. The transcript has a single exon. Lineage: Eukaryota; Fungi; Ascomycota; Saccharomycetes; Ascoideales; Saccharomycopsidaceae.
AUGUUGUAUCAACAGGUCUUUUUAUCUUUAUUGUGCACAUUGGCAUUGAAAGUUAAUGCUUACCAAGCUGAAGAAAUCCAUGAUAACCCAUCAGAUGUCGUUGCCGUUGCAGAGUUCCCUCAUGGUGGGAAGGGUAUCCUUGGAACCAUGAAGUUCUUCGCGACUAAUGGCACCGUCAAAGUUCAUUGGGACGUCACCAAUUUGCCAAAAAGAAGACACCCGUUACAUUACCACAUCCACGAAAACUCACUCAAUUUCAAAGGUAAAUGCUCUUCUGCUGGUAAAAGAUUCAAUCCUAAUCAAGGGUUUGAAAAAUGCACACCUAAUGAGCAUGAUAGUCUUUGUCAAGUAGGGGAUUUGAGUGGUAAGCAUGGCUGGAUUGCUACUACCUGCUUUGAAACAUCUUUUUACGACCCAUAUCUUUCAUUGAAGCAAGGUGAUCCAAAUAGUAUCAUCGGGAAAUCUAUUGUUGUUCAUUAUUCUGAUUCCAGAAUCAAAAGAAGAAGAAAAAGAAUGGCCUGUGCCAAUAUUGUGUUAUCUUCUGAAACCCCAGAACAUGCCGAUAGGGAAUCUAAAAGAAAUGUCAAGCACAAUAAGGAUUUGGUUGAAGCAAAAAUCCCUGGUUGGGAGCCACAAGAUGCAGAAGAAUCCCAAAUGAUUGAAGAGGCUCAUCAAGAAUGGUUGAAAUAUAACCAACAAGCUGGAGGCAGAAUCAAUGAGAAUGGUGACGCUGAUGAUAAUGUUGAUGAUGAUGACCAAGAUUUCUCUGAGCUCAAUGAGUAUUUUGAAGAAGAAGUUGAAGGGGGUGAUGAAGAUGUGGAUGAUGUUGAUUAUCUUGAGCAAAAAGACCUUGAAGCGUCUGCUGCUUUUGAAGUCUCUAUUGCUCAAAACAAAGAGCCGCAAAAUGUUCAAGAGGGAUCCAUUAUUGCUUCUUCUUCUUCUUCUUUUUCUACCAACAGUACUGAUACCGAUGCUAAUCAAGAAGGUUAUGAAACUGUUUUUCCAGAGGAGCCGCUCAAUGGUGAUGAUCACGAAGAUCAUGAAGACCAUGAAGAUCAUGAAGAUACUUGGAAAAGCGCCAGCAACAAUGCUGCUAGUUUGAGCAAAAACAUUCUUGCUGGUGGGUUUGCAUCGUUGGUGGGGUUCUUAAUUUGA